Messenger RNA from Aureobasidium vineae, 1467 nucleotides. Lineage: Eukaryota; Fungi; Ascomycota; Dothideomycetes; Dothideales; Saccotheciaceae. The record is from the annotation of a GenBank genome assembly.
AUGGCGGACGUAGAGAAGCAUAUAAACCACGAGAACGAGUCUCCUCAACCGGCUUCUUCUAUCUCCUCGGCCGACUUCACCCACAUAAACGAAAAGUCUCUCCUACGUAAACUCGAUUGGAGACUGCUUCCUGGAAUCUCCCUCUUAUAUCUCGUCUCCUUCCUCGAUCGCAGCAAUGUCGCCAAUGCCCGUCUGGAUGGCCUGGUCACUGAUCUUCACAUGACCGGCAAUGAGUACCUUACUGGUCUCACCGUGUUCUUUAUCGGAUACAUCUCGUUGGAGGUGGUGUGGAAUUUGAUACUCAAGAGGAUUGGACCUAGAAUAUGGUUGCCUGGCGUGACCGUUGUCUGGGGUAUCGUGACGACUCUCCAGGGCGUCUUGGUGAAUAAAGUGGGAUUUUUCGUGAUCAGAACUGCCUUGGGUGUUGCUGAGGGCGCCCUGUUCCCAGGUGUGGUGUUCUAUCUUUCAAUGUGGUACAAGAGAGAAGAGAGGACUUAUAGGGUGGCAUUAUUCUUCUCUGCCGCGAGUUUAGCAGGCGCUUUUGGUGGCAUCCUGGCAUAUGGCAUUGGCUUUAUGAAGGGUGUAGCAGGUCUCAAUGGUUGGGCGUGGAUCUUUGUUAUUGAAGGUAUAGCUACUGUGCUCAUAGGAAUAGCGGCCUAUUGGUUCGUUGUCGACUGGCCUCAGAAGAGCACUUUCCUUGCUCCAGAUGAGAAAGCCUUCGUGACUGCGCGUCUCAAGGCUGAUAGCGAUGCCUCCAACACCGAAGAGUUUCAAUGGUCAGAAGUUUGGAAAGCUUUCAAAGAUCCCAAGGUCUGGUUAUACUGUGCGCACUUCCACACCCUGAGUCUGCCACUAUACACACUCUCUCUGUUCCUACCUUCAAUCAUCAAGAGUCUAGGCUACACAGCCUCUUCCGCCCAACUCCUCAGUAUACCGCCAUACGCUCUGGCAACCACACUCACAGUCAUAUAUGCUAUAACUGCCGAGAAGUUCUGCCGCAGAAACGUCUUCAUCAUGACUUCGUCCCUCACCGGCAUAAUCGGCUACAUAAUCCUGCUUUCCAACAAGCAUCCCACCCGCCACCCUGCAGUCAGUUACGUCGGCACCUUUUUCGCCGCAGCAGGCAUCUACCCCUCUACAGCUUUGGCACUGUCGCUUCCAGCCAUCAAUGUAUCAGGACAGACAAAACGAGCUACGGCCACGGGUAUGCAGAUCACUAUUGGUAAUCUGGGAGCUAUAUUAGGUACACAAUUGUACAGGACAGAAACUGCGCCAAGAUAUGUCUUGGGACAUGCAUUCGCGCUUGGAUAUUUGUGCCUGAAUAUCUGUGUCGCUGGGUUGACCUGGUGGACUCUGAACAGAGAAAACAAGAGAAGAGAUAGAUUGGAAGUGCAAGAAGUACAGCAACAGAAGCAAGAAAGAGGUGUAGAAGGUGAUGACGAUGUUAGAUGGAGGUUCACUGUUUAG